Molecule: messenger RNA, 8384 nt
Organism: Corythoichthys intestinalis (scribbled pipefish)
Lineage: Eukaryota; Metazoa; Chordata; Actinopteri; Syngnathiformes; Syngnathidae
Gene: cftr
Product: CF transmembrane conductance regulator
Exons: 27
Coding region: 259-4779 (1506 amino acids)
Biological process (GO): bicarbonate transport; chloride transmembrane transport
Cellular component (GO): cytosol; plasma membrane; apical plasma membrane
Molecular function (GO): ABC-type transporter activity; ATP binding; chloride channel activity
Source: RefSeq, a predicted model, not a curated record
ACGUGCGCACACACGCAUCCAGCAGUCGGUCCGUUCACCCCGUGGUGGAGGCCGCAUUGACAUCGGACUCUUAGCGGCGGACAGUCACGCCAAGCCGCGACACUUUCCUGGUGGUCUUGCAGCCGCUGGAUUUUGGGGUGGGGGAAAGCAAUCUAUCCGUCUGCGCGUGCGCGUGUUGGACGCCGAAAAACAAGGGUCCACAAAUGAAAGUGAGGGGCUCGCUCGCCUCGCUCUCAGGUGCACACGACGCAGCUGAGGAUGCAGAAGUCACCCGUGGAAGAUGCCAACUUCCUCUCCAGGUUUUUCUUUUGGUGGACAUCACCGCUGCUUCGGAAGGGCUUUAGGAAGAGGUUGGACCUCUCUGACGUUUAUAAAGCACCUUCGUACGAUCUUGCCGGGAACCUCUCGGAGAGGCUCGAAAGAGAAUGGGAUCGAGAAGUGGUUUCUGCCAAGAAAAAACCCAGAUUGAUGCGAGCACUGGCACGAUGCUUCAUCUGCCCCUUUGCCUUUUUCGGGAUCCUCCUCUACCUCGGGGAGGCCUCCAAGGCGGUGCAACCGCAGCUUCUGGGCCGCAUCAUCGCCUCCUUCGACCCCUUCCAUGCACCGGAGCGCGGCCAAGGUUACUUCCUGGCAUUGGGCCUCUGCCUGCUCUUCACCGCACGCUUCCUACUGUUGCAGCCGGCGAUAUUUGGACUGCAUCACCUGGGCAUGCAGAUUCGUAUUGCACUCUUCAGCCUCAUCUACAAAAAGACCCUGAAGCUUUCCAGUCGGGUGUUGGACAAAAUUAGCACGGGUCAGCUCGUGAGUCUGAUGUCAGCCCACCUUAACAAACUGGAUGAGAGCCUGGCCCUGGCGCACUUUGUGUGGAUUACGCCUCUGCAGUGCAUCCUGUGCGUGGGUUUGAUUUGGGAACUGAUCGAGGUAUAUGGCUUCUGCGCACUUGCGUCCCUCACUCUGCUCGGCAUUGUCCAGGCCUGUCUCGCACAAAAGAUGGGACCUCACCGGGUUAAGCGAGCGGGCAUGAUCAAUCGCCGCCUCGCACUCACGUCAGAGAUUGUAGAGAACAUCCAUUCGGUGAAGGCAUAUGGUUGGGAGGAAGUGAUGGAGACCAUCAUCAAGAACAUCAGACAAGAUGAAGUAACGCUGACGAGGAAGAUAGGCUCUCUGCGUUACUUCUACAGCGCCGCCUACUUCUUCUCCGCCAUCUUGGUGAUCGUGUCCGCCAUCGUGCCACACGCGCUCGGCACAGGUAUCAUCCUGCGCAGGAUCUUCACAACUGCAUCAUACUGCAUGGUGCUCCGCAUGACUCUUACACGCCAGCUGCCUGGUUCCAUCCAGAUGUGGUACGACACGCUGGCCCUGGUCAACAAGAUAGAGGAUUUCUUAUUGAAGGAAGAGUAUCGCGUUCUGGAGUACAAUCUGACCACAACUGAGCUGGAACUCAUCAACGUCUCUGCUUCCUGGGAUGAGGGCAUUGUGGAGCUUUUUGAGAAAAUCAAACAGGAGAGCAAAGCAAGCGGUCAUGCCAAUGGCGGCCUGUUUUUCACCAACCUUUACGUGACGCCCGUGCUGAAGAACAUCAGCCUCUACCUGGAGAAAGGAAAGAUGUUGGCAGUGGCUGGAUCGACAGGCUCCGGAAAGAGUUCCCUCCUCAUGUUGAUCCUAGGAGAGCUGAUGCCAUCCGAGGGAAAAAUCCGGCACAGUGGCCGCAUUUCCUUCUCCUCGCAGACCUCCUGGAUCAUGCCAGGCACCAUCCGCGACAACAUCCUGUUUGGUCUCACCUACGAUGAAUACCGAUACACAUCUGUCAUCAAGGCCUGCCAGCUCGAGGAAGACUUUGCAUUGUUGCCUGAAAAAGACAAGACGCUGCUCGGCGAAGGAGGCGUGACACUCAGCGGCGGUCAGAGGGCCCGUCUGGGCUUGGCCAGGGCAGUGUACAAAGACGCAGACCUAUACCUGCUAGACGCACCUUUCACACACUUGGACAUUGUGACUGAAAAAGAGAUCUUUGAGAAAUGUGUGUGCAAUCUGAUGUCGUCCAAAACCCGCAUUGUGGUGACUAGCAAGCUAGAACACCUGAAGCGCGCCGAUCAGAUCCUGCUGCUCCACAACGGAGACUGCUUCUUUUACGGCAGUUUCUCCGAGCUCCAGGCACAACGGCCUGAUUUCAGUUCACUGCUGCUGGGCAUGGAAGCGUAUGAUAAUGUCAACGCCGAGCGUCGGGGUUCCAUCCUCACCGAAACCCUCCGUAGGGUCUCCGUGGACGAAAGCGCCGGUUUUCGAGGACCCGAACCCGGGCGACAGUCCUUUCGCCACCCGCCGCCUCCACCCAUCAUCAACGGGCCCCAAAACGGUGGUGAUGGCUACCCGGAAAAACGCAAGCAGUCACUCAUCCUUAACCCGCUGGCUGCCGCCCGUAAGUUCUCCUUUAUCGGACAGCAAAACGCCAACGGGGCGCCCCCCACGAAUAUGGAGGACGCCGUGCGGGAGCUCUCGGAGAGAAAGUUCUCCAUGGUACCUGAGGAUGACCAGGUGGAGGAAGUGCUUCCCCGGGGGAAUAUCUACCACCACGACUUGCCCCACCUGAGCGGACAGCGCCGCCAGUCCGUGCUAGCAUUCAUUACCGGUGCCCCGGCCCACGAGCGGCACGAGCAGAUGCAGACAACAUUCCGAAAAAAACUCUCCAUUACGCCAUCCCACAUCGACCUCCCGUCUGACCUUGACAUCUACGCACGACGCCUGUCUAAGGACAGUGUCUAUGAUAUCAGCGAAGAGGUGGACGAGGAAGACAUGGAGCAAUGUUUUGCGGACGAGCGCGAGAACGUAUUUGAGACGACGUCGUGGAGCACAUACCUGCGCUACGUCACCACCAACAGGAGUUUAGUCUAUGUCCUUAUUUUCAUCUUCCUGGUCUUUGUCAUUGAGGUUGCAGGUUCAGUCAUUGGCAUCUACCUUAUUACCGAAAAAAUCUGGAGAGAUGGCCUAAACCCCAACUCGCCCAAUUACAUCAACGAGCAGCACCCCAAUGCCUCGUCACCACCCACUCACCUGGCAGUGAUCGUGACGCCCACCAGUGCCUACUAUAUCAUCUAUAUCUACGUGGCCACUUCAGAGAGUGUUCUAGCUCUGGGCUUCUUCAGGGGACUACCGCUGGUUCACACUUUGCUCACAGUCUCCAAGAGGUUGCAUGAACAGAUGCUCAGUUCAGUGCUGCGGGCCCCUAUGGCACUGCUCAACACCAUGAAGACAGGCCGCAUUAUGAACAGAUUCACAAAGGACAUGGCCACCAUUGACGACAUGCUACCACUGGUGCUCUUUGAUCUCAUACAGUUGUCAGUGAUCGUCUUGGGCGCCAUCUUCACAGUGUCCAUCAUCCGCCCAUACAUCUUCAUCGCCGCCAUCCCGCUGGCCGUAAUUUUCGUCAUCCUUAGAAAGUAUUUCCUGAGGACGGGACAGCAACUCAAGCUGCUGGAAGCUGAAGCUCGCAGUACCAUCUUCUCGCACGUCAUCAUCUCGCUGAGGGGUCUGUGGACCAUUCGGGCAUUUGGACGCCAGACGUACUUCGAAAUGCUCUUCCACAAGGCGCUUAACACUCACACGGCCGCAUGGUUUCACUACCUGGCCACGCUGCGCUGGUUCCUUUUCCGCUGCGACGUCAUCUUUGUGCUUUUUUUCACCGCUGCCGCCUUCAUCGCUGUAGGCACCAACCAGGACAAACCGGGUGAAAUUGGCAUCAUUGUGGCGCUCGCCAUGCUGAUCCUCGGAACGUUCCAGUGGGCCGUCAUCACCAGCAUCACCGUGGACGGUCUGAUGCGUUCAGUAGAUCGAGUGUUUAAGUUCAUCGACCUGCCGUCAGAGGAAGCGUCGGCGAGCAAAGGAGGGAAACCGGGAAGUGACCUGGUUAUCGACAACCCGCACGCUCAAGACUAUUGGCCUAACCGAGGUCAAAUGGAUGUGAAGGGCCUGACCGUCAAGUACACGGAGGCCGGACGCACCAUCCUCAGCGAUAUCAGCUUCUCUGUGGAAGGCGGACACAGCGUCGGUCUUCUCGGCCGUACGGGUUCUGGUAAAAGUACCUUGCUGUCAGCUCUUUUGCGUCUGGCGUCUACCGAUGGGGACAUCUGCGUGGACGGCAUCUCUUGGAACUCUGUGUCGCUUCACACCUGGAGGAAGGCCUUUGGCGUAGUGCCACAGAAAGUUUUCAUCCUAACCGGAACGUUUCGGAUGAACUUGGAUCCUUACGGCCGCUACAGUGACGAUGAGCUGUGGAGGGUCGCCGAUGAGGUGGGCUUGAAGUCAGUGAUCGAGCAGUUCCCCGACAAGUUAGACUUCCAGUUGGAAGACGGCGGCAAUGUUCUGAGCAACGGACACAAGCAGCUCAUGUGUCUGGCUCGCUCCAUCCUCAGCAAAGCUCGCAUCCUGCUGCUGGACGAACCCUCGUCCUACCUCGACCCCAUAACGCUGCAAGUUCUGAGGAAGACGCUGAAACAGUCAUUCUCGGGCUGCACCGUCAUACUUUCCGAGCAUCGUGUGGAACCUCUGCUGGAGUGCCAGUCCUUCCUGAUGAUGUCUGGCAGCUCCAUCAAGACGUACGACAGCAUCCACAAGCUGCUGAACGAGACGAGCCAGCUGAAGCAGGCCAUGAGCCCGUCGGACCGCCUCCGCCUCGGACCCUCGCUGCACCGGCUCAACUCGACCAAGAGGGCGGUGCCGCCGCUCACCAACAUCGCCUCAUUGCCCGAAGAGGCCGAAGACGAUGUGCUCGACACGCGGCUCUAGUCGUGCUGAUCGAAAAUUGGCGUGAGUUGAAAGCACUUUAGAGACACGCUGAGGUACUCGCUCAAACUAAAUGAUCAAGAGCACAAGUUGCCAGUAAUUCAUUCAAAGGCGGAAUCUGUAUUUUUAGCCGUGUUUUUUUUUUUUUUUGUCAUUGUCGGGGGCCCAGAUGUGCAAAUUGUUUGUUCUUUCAUAGGAAGCAGAGAAAUGUUCUAUAAAUGAUUUUGUUCCAAUUAUAUUUACAAUAAAACAUUUUGAAAAUUUUGGUCAAAUGCUUGGCGUUCUGUCAACAGCGGACCUUUAGAUCAUGUUAGACAUGUGAUUAGGGAUGGGAACCUCUGGGUACCUUACGACAGUGUUUUUCAACCGAUUCUGAGUCACGGCACGUUUUUACAUUUGAAAAAAUCUCGCGGCACACCACAAACCAAAAAUGUUCCAAAAUUACUUUAUGUACUUUAUGAAAUAAUUACUCAAUAUUUAUACUUACGCAGUGUGAAACUUGAGCCUGUUUAGAUGAACACAAAGCUGAUAUCCUGGCAGGAAUCUUCGUAAACAGCUCUGUAUUUUUUAUAGCAGUUAGGCUUGAAAAGCUCAGAAUUAUCAGACAGGGACUUUAGCGAUGUCUUUUACUGCAUCAGGGCCGAGCAUCUCGCUGACAGUAGCUUUACAGGAUAAUAGCAUUAUUGUCUCUGCCACAGUGUGGGACUUUUUGGAUUUAGCAGCAAGGUAACUAGCUUUGAGGGCUUUCUCAGAUUCAGAGAUUUAUUUGUCAUUGACACCAGCUCUCACAAGAUAACAGACGCAACGAAAUUCCGUUCGAUGAGUGAGCAUCGGGCUGCUGCAGACGAUUCCGCGCCGCCAACUUCUCUCUCUUCUUCAGAAUUUACAGAGCAAGUUACAAGUAGACACACAUACAGUGGGGCAAAUAAGUAUUUAGUCAACCACCAAAUUGUGCAAGUUCUCCUACUUGAAAAGAUUUGAGAGGCCUGUAAUUGUCAACAUGGGUAAACCUCAACCAUGAGAAACAAUGUGGAAAAAAAACAGAAAAUCACAUUGUUUGAUUUUUAAAGAAUUUAUUUCCAAAUUAUUGUAGAAAAUAAGUAUUUGGUCACCGACAAACAAGCAAGAUUUCUGGUUGUCAAAGAGGUCUAACGAGGCUCCAAUCGUUACCUGUAUUAAUGGCACCUGUUUUAACUCUAUUGGUAUAAAAGACACCUGUCCACAAACUCAGUCAGUCACACUCCAAACUCCACUAUGGCCAAGACCAAAGAGCUGUCGAAGGACAACGGAGACAAAAUUGUAGACCUGCACCAGACUGGGAAGACUGAAUCUGCAAUAGGUAAAACACUUGGUGUAAAGAAAUCAACUGUGGGAGCAAUUAUUAGAAAAUGGAAGACAUACAAGACCACCGAUAAUCUCCCUCGAUCUGGGGCUCCAUGCAAAAUCUCACCCCGUGGCGUCAAAAUGAUAACAAGAAUGGUGAGCAAAAAUCCCAGAACCACACAGGGGGACCUAGUGAAUGACCUACAGAGGGCUGGGACCACAGUAACAAAGGCUACUAUCAGUAACACAAUGCGCCGCCAGGGACUCAAAUCCUGCACUGCCAGACGUGUCCCCCUGCUGAAGAAAGUACAUGUCCAGGCCCGUCUGCGGUUCGCUAGAGAGCAUUUGAAUGAUUCAGAAGAGGACUGGGAGAAUGUGUUAUGGUCAGAUGAAACCAAAAUAGAACUUUUUGGUAGAAACACAGGUUCUCGUGUUUGGAGGAAAACGAAUACUGCAUUGCAUACAAAGAACACCAUACCCACUGUGAAGCAUGGGGGUGGAAACAUUAUGCUUUGGGGCUGUUUUUCUGCAAAGGUACCAGGAUGACUGAUCUGUGUAAAGGAAAGAAUGAAUGGGGCCAUGUAUCGAGAGAUGUUGAGUGAAAAUCUCCUUCAAUCAGCAAGGGCAUUGAAGAUGAGACGUGGCUUGGUCUUUCAGCAUGACAAUGAUCCCAAACACACAGCCAGGGCAACAAAGGAGUGGCUUCGUAAGAAGCAUUUCAAGGUCCUGGAGUGGCCUAGCCAGUUUCCAGAUCUCAACCCCAUAGAAAAUCUGUGGAGGGAGUUGAAAGUCCGUUUUGCCCAACGACAGCCCCAAAAUAUCACUGCUCUAGAGGAGCUCUGCAUGGAGGAAUGGGCCAAAACACAACAGUGUGUGAAAAGCUUGUGAAGAGUUACAGAAAACGUUUGGGCACAGUUACUGCCAAAAGGGUACAUAAACAAGUAUUGAGAUGAACUUUUGGUAUUGACUUAUUUUCCACCAUGAUUUGCAAAUAAAGUCUUUAAAGGGAUCCUCUAUUUUUAAGACAAGUAAUUCUUAUAAGAUAAAUGUUAGUAUGAGUUUUAAUAAUUUGAUAUUAAAACCCCUCUUAAUGUUUUUGUUUUAAUAAAGUUUGUAAAAUUAUUUUAAGGGAUCGGUUGCCAUUCUUGUUAGGUCGCAGUGCGUGACGUCACUGGUCCCGUUGGCGAAAUUCCAGCGCGUCACUCGUUAGCUUUCCCAACAUGUCGUCAGUUCUACCCUUCCUAUUUGAACCAGAUCUGUAUGGGGUUAUAUUGCUGACACUAUUUUGAGCGAGCAAUAAUGGAAAUGGAAAUUUCCAUUAUUGCUCGCUCAAAAUAGUGUCAGCAAUAUAACCCCAUAGAUCUGAAAAGUGAAGAGCAGGACAGCACUGUCAGUCGUUCACAAGACGAGCUUCAGGGAAAAAUGCGUGCAGCAAAUACCUGAUAAGACAAAAGUUGGGCAAAACUGGUGAUGCGAGAGAGUCCUGUUGGGAGCGAGAGUGCAUGCUGUUGGGAUUCGGGAACUCCGGUUUUAUUAGCAGAUAUUCAAGGUAAGCAUAUUGCGUUUUCAAACUUAUCCCAAUAUAAUUAUGUAGAUCGUUAGCAUCCAGAGCUGCCAUGUGCUUUACAUACAGUACAGGCCAAAGAGCACACCUUGUUUUAGCCAGGUCUUGUACAUUGUAACGCGUGGUAGCUAGGAUACGUGUAUAAAAGUACCAGAAAGGGGAGAAGCUUCCACUUAUGCGCAUUUAUUCACAAAAAAUAAUAUUCCCACCAUGACCACUCUUCACUCGGGAGCUCAGCAGUACGCAAACACGCGUUCCCUGACGAACUCCAACAUUGUUGUAAGGUCCACGUCAGAGUCACUGUCGUCACUUUAGCGUGCCGUAGUGCUUUAAUUAUUUAGUAUGAUUUGGGGAAAACUCCCACGAAGAAUAGUCAACAAAAAAAGCAAUACUAAUCCAAAUCCGCGUUUUUUUACUCACUUGAAGAUCCAGGAAUUAGACCGAUCCCAUGGAAAUAUCGCAGCCGCGAUCAGGCCGUCCAUUCCACAAAAUAGACUGAAAGACUAAAAAAAUGGACAGAUCCAAAACCAUAACUGCAGACGCGAUGGGACCGUCGGAUCCAGAAAAUAGACGGAUCCCUUAAUGACUGAGGAUCCAGGAAAAAUGUUGGGGAGCCAGUUGUAACGCGUGGUGGGUAGGAUACGUGCAUACAGGGACCAAAAAAGGGGAGAAGCUUCCACUUAUGCACAUUUAUUCACUAAUAAUAAUAAUUCCACCUUGA